Messenger RNA from Ceratotherium simum simum (southern white rhinoceros), 777 nucleotides. RefSeq names its product dynein light chain Tctex-type 1 (gene DYNLT1). NCBI's taxonomy places the organism in Eukaryota, Metazoa, Chordata, Mammalia, Perissodactyla, Rhinocerotidae. Gene Ontology annotation, cellular component: cytoplasm; cytoplasmic dynein complex. Gene Ontology annotation, biological process: microtubule-based movement. Gene Ontology annotation, molecular function: dynein intermediate chain binding. The record is from RefSeq and is a predicted model, not a curated record.
GGGCCUGAGCGCGCCUGCGCAGUGCGCUCUACUCAGGGAGGCGGCGGCGACGCGCAGGAGGAAACAUGGAAGACUACCAGGCUGCUGAGGAGACUGCUUUUGUUGUUGAUGAAGUGAGCAACAUUGUAAAAGAGGCCAUCGAGAGUGCAAUCGGUGGCAACGCCUAUCAGCACAGCAAGGUGAACCAGUGGACCACAAACGUGGUCGAACAGACUUUAAGCCAACUCACCAAGCUGGGAAAACCGUUUAAAUACAUCGUGACCUGUGUAAUUAUGCAGAAGAAUGGAGCGGGGUUGCACACAGCAAGUUCUUGCUUCUGGGACAGCUCUACUGACGGCAGCUGCACCGUGCGAUGGGAGAACAAGACCAUGUACUGCAUCGUCAGCACCUUCGGGCUCUCUAUCUGACCACCGCAUCCAGUGUGAUCUCACUCCUUUUGUCUCUGCUUCUCUCUUCCAUCUUCUGACCACUGGCCAUGAAUUCAGUGAACACCUUUCUCCUUCUCUUUAAGUGUGUUUCUUGUGGCAUCUCAAAAUGUAGAGAAAAACCCAGUGACUGCACUGUUCUGUGAACUGCACACCCUGACUCAGAGGACUCGUCACCACAGGCAGGCAGAGCCUGCACGCCGCUUGUCUUAACUCUGAAUCUUUCUUUCCAAAGGUGCUCCACACUGAAAUCUGUUGGUGUGAAACUUUCUCUACUCUCUGAAAUGAUUCAAAUACACUAAUUUUCCAUACUUUGUACUUUUGUUAGAAUAAUAAAUUAUUCCAAUUUAAA